AAGUAUGCACGCAUAAAAAUAUAAUAUAUAUAUGCAUUUGAAGCGGCGUAAAACAUUUCGCAAACUUUUCGAUACGCAUAAAAAUGGCAAUCCAACUUUGCGUUCUUUUUAUUACGUUAUAUGGUGGCCAUUUUUUAUAAGCAUAUAACUUUUCCUGUGCCCGCAUAUAAAUACCCAGGGGUGAAGUGCGCGUAAAUCGUGCCUGGGCGAACGCAUACACGAAAAAAAAAAAAAAAAAUAAAGAAUAAAGGUGGUGUUUUGUUGCUUAUUUUUAUGCUUCUCUGUUUAAAAAAAAAAUCUCAGUUUAUCUGAAACGCUUUAUGAACAACCAGCAAUUUUUUUUUUCGAAUUUUAAAUGUGAAGAAAGCUUGAUUUACGUAGUUGCCUUUUCCGCAGGCCGGAAUAAACAGCAUAUAAAAAAGAACGUACAUUUGUAUGCAUAGCUAUUUUUGCAUAUCAUCCCUGUAUAGUACUUUUUAACUUCUUUUCGUGUUGCGUUUACAGUUUUUUUGGAAAUGGUGAAGUACGCGAAAAAGUUGAGGGACUAUGGGAAAUGCGCCAAAGGGGCUGGCAUGGAUUUAAGGGUCCACUUCAAAAACACGUACGAAACGGCGAGGGCUAUAAGGAGAAUGAAAUUGUUAGACGCGAAAAAGUACCUGAAUGACGUCAUCGAGAAGAAGAGGUGUGUGCCGUUCCGUAGGUACAACGGAGGUGUUGGAAGGACCAACCAAGCCAAGGAGUUUAACCACACGCAGGGAAGAUGGCCCGCGAAAUCUUGCAAGUUUCUGUUAAACGUGUUGGAUAACGUGCAGGCCAAUGCAGAGGCGAGAAACCUGGAAGUGAGCAAGCUGAGGCUAAUCCACGUGAUGGUCAACAGAGCGCGCGCAGGACGAAGAAGAACGUUUAAGGCGCACGGCCGAAUCAACCCCUUCAUGUCUUCCCCAUGCCACAUCCAAGUAAUCGCAAAGGAGAUUUCCAAGCCAGCGAAGAAGUCCCUCCUGACGAACGCGGAAAAGCAGAAGGAACUGCCCUUCAAAAUUACCUUAAAAAAAUUGAUUAAAUUAAACAUUUCGAAACAGAACUUUGCAAAGAAUAAGAAGAAGGCCGCAAAUUAGUUUUACAAAUUGCAUGCACGUUUGCAUAUUUUAACUUUAACCUGAAUUUUAUUUUUCCCCUUUUUUUUUUUUUUUUUUUACGAAAUGUUGCUGCGUCAAAUGCUGACCGUUAGCGCGAAAUGGAGCUGUCUGCGAAAGGCGUUUAAAAGGAGGAAGCGGUAGAGCGGUAAAGCAGCAAAGUGGCCAUCACCCAUGUAUAUGCAUACGCAUAUGCACGUUCGUGCGUGUACCCCGUGCAUGAUAUGCAUGGUCGAACGGAACAAACUAAAUGCACAACUGUAUAAAAAUAAAAAUAAAAAAAAGGUGUU
Molecule: messenger RNA, 1423 nt
Organism: Plasmodium vivax (malaria parasite P. vivax)
Lineage: Eukaryota; Apicomplexa; Aconoidasida; Haemosporida; Plasmodiidae
Product: 60S ribosomal protein L17, putative
Exons: 3
Coding region: 516-1115 (199 amino acids)
Biological process (GO): cytoplasmic translation
Cellular component (GO): ribosome; cytosolic large ribosomal subunit
Molecular function (GO): structural constituent of ribosome
Source: RefSeq, a predicted model, not a curated record